AUGAUCGAGACCAUGACCGAGCAUAACGGCGUGGGUCUGGCGGCGAACCAAGUGGGGGUGCUUGAGCGCAUCUGCGUGAUCCAGACGCCUGACAUGGAAGAGGCGAUGGUGCUGGUCAACCCGGAGAUCGUGCACAGGGAAGGGGAGCGGGAGGUCGAGGAGGGCUGCCUGAGCGUUCCGGGGUACCGGGGAAUGGUCGUGCGCUCCGAGUCGGUAAGGGCGCGGGCGCUGGACCUGAGCUCCAAGAUCUUCAAGUUGGAGGCGGAUGAGCUACUGGCGCAGGCUCUGGAACACGAGAUAGACCACCUGAACGGCAUCAUGUACCUGGACCACCUUGUGGCCCACACCACGGUGUACAAGAUCGUUGAGUCGACCGACGGCAGCGAAGAGGACGCGAAGUACGAGGCUGACGGAGCUGGCGACGAUCACGGCCACGACGGGCACGACCAUGAAAAUGGGCACGAGGAACACGGGCACGAACACACGCACGACCCGGAUUUCGAAGCUCUGCACCAGCGGCUUCACGAGAUGCGCGGCGACGCCGUCGAGCCGGGCCCAGUGGAAUCGACCUCGCAGCAGGAACCUUCCGCCUGA
Geodia barretti is the source of this 594-nucleotide messenger RNA. The record is from the annotation of a GenBank genome assembly. NCBI's taxonomy places the organism in Eukaryota, Metazoa, Porifera, Demospongiae, Tetractinellida, Geodiidae.